CCCCGCCCCCUCCCCGUAGCCCAGGGCUAAGAGCGUCAGAACAUGAGCAGGGGGCUGUUGAGAGGGCGGCGGGUCCGGCCCGGCCCUGUCCUGGCGGCCGCUGAGGAGUCUCCGGACGGUCUCGAGGCGGAGUUUCGUUGCUGGCUCUGCCGGGGUUAUUUCGAGGAGCCGGUGAUCAUCCACUGCGGGCACAACUUCUGCCGGGCCUGCAUCACGCGGUGCUGGGGGCGGUUCCGGGACCGCUUCCCCUGCCCGCAGUGCCAGGCGGCGUGUCCCGAGAUCCGGCUGCGGCCCAACCGGCAGCUGAGGAACGCGGCGGAUUUACUCAUCGAGCGGCGGCGUGUCCAGCUGCGGGGCAGGCGGGCACGGGACAGGCUGUGCGAGACGCACAGGGCGCGUUUGAACCUGUUUUGCAAAGAGGAUCACAGGCCGAUCUGCGUGAUUUGCAGAGUCUCCCAGGGUCACAGGUCUCACUGCGUGGUGCCCAUCGAGGAGGCAUCGCAGGGUUUCGAGGAACAAAUUCGGAGCCGUUUGGAGAGUUUGAAAAAAGAGAGAGACAAGAUUCUGUCGUAUAAAUCGAGGGGGGAAAAUACAAGCCAGAAACUACUGAAACAGCUCAAAACUGGGAGGCAAAAGAUUGUGGCUGAAUUUCAGCAACUGCGCCAGUUUCUGGAGGAACAAGAGCGACUCCUGCUGGCCCAGCUGGAAGAGCUGAAUAAGGAAAUUGAAAAGGGGAGGGCUGAGUAUGUUGCCAAACUAUCUGAGGAAUUAUCCUCUUUCAGUUCCCUGAUCAGUGAGAUGGAGCAGAAGUGCCAGCAGCCAGCGAGUGAAUUCCUGCAGGACAUCAAAGGCACCUUGAGCAGAUGCAGGAGGGAGAAGUUUCAGAACCCAGCAGCCUUUUUUUCUGAACUGAAAUGGAGACUCUGGGAAUCUUCUCAAAGAAAUGCAUCUCUGGAGACCAUAGUGAAGAAAUUCAAAGACUCACUGUCAUCUAGACAGCGGUUGGACAAAGCGAACGUGACCCUGGAUCCAGACACGGCCCAUCCCCAACUCAUCCUGUCUGCGGAUCGGAGAAGUGUGAGAGAGGGACACACACGGCAGGAUCUGCCCGACAACCCUGAGAGAUUUGACAAUGAGCCCUAUGUGCUGGGCUGCGAGGGAUUCACCUCUGGCCGACACUACUGGGAGGUGGAGGUGGAGAUGGAGGUGGAGGUGGAGUCGGGGGGACUCUGUGUUGUGGGGGUGGCCAGAGAGUCUGUGAGCAGGAAGGGACGGAUCCGCCUUACCCCUGAGCAGGGGAUCUGGGCUCUGCGGUGCUGGGAGGAUCAGUACCAGGCUCUCACGUCCCCUGUGCAGCGCAUCCCCUUGUCCCCGAGCUGGGCAGCCCGCAGGAUCUGGGUGCAUCUGGACUAUGAAGGGGGGCGGGUGGCGUUUUUCGAUGCUGGUCGGGGGGACCCAAUUGUCACUUUCCCGCCGGCCUCUUUCGCCGGGGAGAGAAUCCGCCCGUUCUUCCGGGUUAGGGCUCGUGUGCGGCUCCUCUAGCCCCCACUCCCUGAUCUCUAUGGCCUGGAGGACUCAGCCAGUCUCCCCCCAUGCAGACCGGGCUGAAGGGGGGUGACGCUGUACCCAUAGCUCUGUGGCGGUGGAGGUCUGUGUGGUGCUCUAGGAUCAAUCUCUAUGCUCCUGGGAGGCCGACUCUGUGUGGAGUGCGGGGGUGGGGUACCACCAAGGAAGGAGGGAGCCCCCCUGUGGGAUUGUUGGUGUCACUAGGCCUGAGUAAACCAAAGUUGUGACUUUGGGCCUGAAGUGAAUCAAAGUUCUUACAUGCUGUGAACUUUAACCAGUCUGCAUGCUAACAGCCUAGAAGCAGAAUUUGUAAGAGUCAGCUUUUUAGCAGACAGCUGCAGUUCCGCUUAAACUAGCAAUAGUAGUGAGAAGGCGGGAGAGAGGGGGAGAAAAGGCUUCAUGUGUCUGUGCUGUUCUGUGAAGGCCAGAGAUAAGCUUGUGGAUGAGAACCUUUUCUAACACACUGAAAUGUA
Mauremys mutica (yellowpond turtle) is the source of this 2039-nucleotide messenger RNA. Its product is annotated as zinc finger protein RFP-like. The record is from RefSeq and is a predicted model, not a curated record. Gene Ontology annotation, molecular function: protein binding; zinc ion binding. The transcript is spliced from 7 exons. The coding region runs from base 43 to 1542 and encodes 499 amino acids. Lineage: Eukaryota; Metazoa; Chordata; Testudines; Geoemydidae.